Molecule: messenger RNA, 3769 nt
Organism: Pseudo-nitzschia multistriata
Lineage: Eukaryota; Bacillariophyta; Bacillariophyceae; Bacillariales; Bacillariaceae
Source: the annotation of a GenBank genome assembly
AACGCAACCCAUCAUUCUGAUCCUUCACAACGUGUAAAGCAGUGCCAUCAUCAGAAUCUGUUUUAAAAACGAACAUCGCAUCAACAUCACCAAAUAAGUUCUCAUUGCUUGCAAGAAGAUUUUGGACGAGCAAAGCAUUAGAAUUAGCAAUAGGAAUCGGGAUGAGGAUCAUCGGUGAAGCAGUCAUGGCAUUCCUCCUCUCGGCACUUGCGCUGAGAGGAAUCGGCGUCAGUUCGUUUUCUUUGCGUCAGGCGGUUAGCAGAACAUCGACUACCCUUGCAGCAAAAGGUGGGGGCGGCGGUGGACGAAAGAAGCGGCCAAAAAAUCCCUUUGCUUCAACUAUCAUUCUUCCCGACACUGGAUUCAAUCAGAGAGCAAAUGCUGUUAAGCGAGAACCAGAAAUCCAAGAAUUCUGGAAAGAUUACGGACUGUACGACAAACUUUCAGAGACAGCAUCCGCGGAAGGAAAAGAACGCUUCGUUUUGCACGAUGGACCGCCUUAUGCUAACGGAAGUCUGCAUUGCGGUCAUGCUCUCAACAAAAUUCUCAAAGAUUUUAUCAACCGCAAACAAGCAUUGAACGGAAAGCAGGUUCAUUACAUCCCUGGUUGGGAUUGCCACGGUUUGCCCAUCGAACUAAAGGUUCUCCAAACGAUGAAAUCCAAAGAACGACAGGGGCUCACCCCCGUUACACUCAGAGAGAAAGCGGCCUCCUUUGCCAAGGCGACAGUGGAAGAUCAGUCGAAGAGCUUUCAGCGAUACGGUAUUUUCGGAGACUUCGAAAAGCCGUACCUCACUCUCCAACCAAAAUUCGAGGCGGCACAAAUCCGUGUCUUUGGAGAAAUGUUUCAAAAGGGAUUCAUCUUCCGUGGACGGAAACCAGUUCACUGGUCUCCUUCCUCGCGAACAGCACUGGCUGAAGCCGAGUUGGAAUACCCUGAAAACCAUGUUUCGAAAUCGAUCUAUGUAGGGUUCGAAGUUGUAGAACCCUCCGAUGGCCUCAAGGAAUACCAUUCCGAAGAUGAACCUGUGAAGGUCGCAAUUUGGACGACCACACCGUGGACUAUGCCUGCAAACCUUGCAGUUGCUAUCAAUCCCGAACUUUCCUACUCUGUGGUAAACCACGCAAGUACCGGGAAAUUGGUAGUUGCGACGGAUUUGAUCGAAACAAUCGCGGUGCGUUCCAACCAUGGCGACCAUUCAGAAUUUAGCUUCAUGUCACUCAUCCUUCAAUUCUCACCCUAUUUUUGUUUUGCUGACAAAUAUUUCGUAUCCCCAUUCUACAACCGGUUUUGUUAUUGAUAUUUCGAUGAACAGAACAAGGUUGGAUUGCCGGAAGGAGAAUCCUUCGAAAUCGUUUCCACCAUGCCUGGAUCAGACUUGGUCGGAACGAAAUACACACACCCUCUGUACGAUAGAAACUCCCCUGUUUUAGAAGGAGGCGAUUACAUUACCACCGAAUCUGGUACUGGUCUUGUCCAUACAGCUCCAGGUCACGGACAAGAGGAUUACCUAACAGGACUCAAGAAUGGAUUGGAACUUUUGAGUCCUGUUGACGAUGCUGGUAAAUUUACAAUCGAGGCUGGAGAAGAAUUUAAGGGAUUGAACGUUCUAGGCGAAGGUAACCAAGCAAUGAUUGAUGCACUGACCACCGCUGGCGCAUUGCUAAAGGUCGAAGACUAUGGCCACAAGUAUCCUUACGAUUGGAGAACUAAGAAGCCAACCAUCUUCAGAGCAACCGACCAAUGGUUUGCGAGCGUAGAAGGCUUCCGCGAUUCUGCCCUCAAGGCAGUUGACACGGUGAGUAUUUAAAUUCCAUGUAGCACAGAGUCCGUUUCAAGGCUUGGAGUACCUGAUGGCUUCUUAUAUUUUAAGGCGGCCUUGAAACUCGGAAAAAGUCUGUGUUUUACAUCUACCUGAAGAGACUUCUUUCUUUUUCCGACUUGACUCAAGACUUCCUUUUACUUUUCCGAUUCACUCAAAUGUAGGUGCAAUGGGUUCCAGAGAUUGGAAAGAAUCGUAUUAACUCAUUCGUAGUUGGUCGUGGAGAUUGGUGUAUUUCUCGCCAACGCUCUUGGGGUGUUCCUAUCCCUGUCUUUUACGACAGAGAAACCGGUAACGAAGUGCUUCUCAACGACAGCACAUUGGAGCAUAUCGAAAAGAUUUUUGCCGAACAGGGCAGCGAUGCCUGGUGGAAAUUGGAUGAGGUUGAUUUGCUUCCAGAGGAAUUGAAGGCCGAAGCGGACAAGUGGAAGAAAGGAACUGAUACCAUGGAUGUUUGGUUCGACUCUGGAUCCAGUUGGGCAGGUGUAGCAAGCGAGCGUGACGAAUUGGCAUAUCCAGCAGAUAUGUAUUUGGAAGGAAGUGACCAACAUCGAGGUUGGUUCCAGAGUAGUCUCCUCACAAGUGUAGCCGUGAACGAUAAAGCACCGUACAAAACUGUGUUGACUCAUGGUUUUGUCUUGGACGAAAAGGGCUUCAAAAUGUCGAAGUCUCUUGGAAACGUCAUCGACCCUCUUUAUGUCAUCGAAGGAGGUAACAACAAAAAACUUGAACCAGCGUAUGGCGCCGACGUCCUCCGACUUUGGGUUGCAUCCGUAGAUUACUCCGGAGAUGUGGGUAUCGGUCCAAACAUUAUCAAGCAGACCUUUGAGAGUUACAGAAAGCUACGAAAUACAGCCCGAUACUUGAUUGGAAAUCUGGCUGACUUUGUUCCCGAAGGACAACCCGACUCUACCGCUGUUCCUUACGACGAACUACCUUCCCUGGAUAAGUGGAUGCUUGGUCGACUCAGUGCCAGUCUAAAGGAAGUGGACGAAGCGAUGGAUGCAUUCGAAUUCCAGAGAGCAACGCAAGAACUUUUGCGAUUUGCCACAGCUGAGAUGUCGAAUUUCUAUCUUGAUGUGGCAAAGGAUCGUCUUUAUAUUUCAGCUUCGGACGACUUCCGAAGAAGAAGUUGUCAGACAGUUUUGCAUGCGCUCAUCGAAGGAUUCGCUAAGGGUAUUGCUUCCAUUCUGCCGCACAUGGCUGAGGAUAUCUGGCAAAAUUUGCCGUACGAAAAAACUACCGAAAGUGUAUUCGAGGGUGGUUGGCCGGCUCAUUUGGCAGAAUUCGAACAAUUCGAGUCCGAGAAGUGGGAUUUGGUACGAGCAGUACGUGACGAUGUCAAUAAGAUGUUGGAGGGAGCACGUAACGACAAGUUGGUUGGCGCUUCCCUUGAUGCAGCCGCAUACCUGUACAUGGCUGAUGAAGAGAAACGAAAGAUCCUUGAAAGCCUUGCGGGUGACGUAAGCCUAGUUGUCCCUCCUGUGAAGACCAAUGGAGUCGAUGAACUAAGAACAACUCUGAUGCUUUCUCAAAUUCAUAUCGUUGACAGCCCCGAAAAGAUUUCGGAGUCUUGUGAUGAGAAAUACAUUUCAACCGCCGAUACAAUUAGUGGAUGUGUCGUCGGAGUUGCGAAAGCAAAGGGAACAAAAUGCGGUCGAUGCUGGUUUUACGACGAGCAAAUUGGGAAACAUGGUCUCCCUCAUGAUGAUGCUUGUCAGCGAUGUAACGAUGCUAUUGCUGUUUUUGAAAAAACUACAGGGGAGCCAUUUGUUCGUCCUCCUGUCGAGGAGCCUGUUGAAGCAUAAGUGGAACUGACUUGCUACAUGUAGCGCAUAGAUCCUACAUAGACUGAUUAUGUCAUCAUUUUUUAAUUCUUGUAUUAGCUCUGCCUGUUCCUUUUUCAUCAGAAUGUGCUGUAGCUAGAAUAAAAUUGCAUCAUCUUG